Molecule: messenger RNA, 1404 nt
Organism: Cucurbita pepo subsp. pepo (vegetable marrow)
Lineage: Eukaryota; Viridiplantae; Streptophyta; Magnoliopsida; Cucurbitales; Cucurbitaceae
Product: autophagy-related protein 3
Biological process (GO): autophagosome assembly; autophagy of mitochondrion; glycophagy
Cellular component (GO): cytosol; phagophore assembly site
Molecular function (GO): Atg8-family ligase activity
Source: RefSeq, a predicted model, not a curated record
GUCUCUUCUCAGUCUUCUCCCCAUUGAAGGUAAUUUCGCUGCUCGAUCAUAGUCAAGAUUCUGCUGGGGCUUCCAAAUUUCUGGUUCAAUUUCCGGAAUCUUUCAUCUUAAUUCAUCAAUUUCAGAGAGCUUGCGAUCAUGGCUUUGUCGCAGAAGCUCCACGAGGCCUUCAAAGGAACUGUUGAGAGGAUCACAGGGCCUCGAACCGUCUCCGCCUUCAAAGAGAAAGGCGUUCUCAGUGUCUCUGAGUUCAUCAUCGCCGGUGAUAAUCUCGUCUCCAAGUGUCCCACCUGGUCUUGGGAGUCAGGUGAUAUAAACAAGAGGAAAUCUUACUUGCCUCCUGAUAAGCAGUUCUUGAUUACCAGAAAUGUUCCUUGCCUGCGUCGGGCUGCCUCUGUAGAAGAGGAGUAUGAAGCUGCAGGUGGUGAAGUUCUUCUUGAUAAUGAAGAUGGUGAUGGCUGGCUGGCGACGCACGGGAAACCAAAGGAAGAAAAAAGUGAUGAAGAGGAAAAUUUGCCUUCCCUGGAAACUCUUGAAAUCAGCAGGCCCAAGGUUGUUAAGUCAAUUCCAAACUAUUUUGGUGGUGAAGAUGAAGAGGAUAUUCCUGACCUGGCUGAUAUUGAAGAUACUGACAACGUUAUUGGAACUGAUGCAGCCACUCUGCCAUUGACCUACCAAAUUGCCCAUGAACCUGACAACGAUAAUAUCCUACGAACACGAACUUAUGAUGUCAGCAUCACGUAUGAUAAAUAUUAUCAGACACCACGCGUUUGGCUUACAGGAUAUGACGAGUCAAGGAUGCUCUUACAGCCAGAACUUGUACUUGAAGAUGUUAGUCAAGAUCAUGCACGAAAAACGGUGACCAUUGAGGACCAUCCCCACCUACCUGGAAAGCAUGCGUCUGUACAUCCCUGCAGACAUGGGGCUGUGAUGAAAAAGAUCAUUGAUGUGUUAAUGUCCCGAGGCGUAGAACCUGAAGUUCACAGGUAUCUUUUCUUGUUCUUAAAAUUUGUUGCAUCUGUUAUUCCAACUAUCGAAUAUGACUACACUAUGGACUUCGAUCUUGGCGGCCCUAGCAGUCGAUAACUGGGAUUGAUAAGCAUUGUGAGCACAUCCGGGUCACAGCUUCCAGCAUCCAUCUUAAAUUCAUGCUUGUGUACAUCAAAAUUGCUGCGGAUUCUUCAUUUUAGCAUUAUUUAUUGGAGCUUUAUUUUGGGUCAAGUAAAUUGCAUGUACAGAUUAUGUAGUCUCUUUUCUUAGUACUAUUUUCCAUCUUGCCUACAUUGGUUUUAGACUGUAAAUUUGUUCAUUUUUUAGCUAUUUCCUCUCGUAGAGACUCUGAAUUGUUUGCACUCCUUGACUAUGUUCUUGCUAAUGAUAAAGAUAAUUCGUGUAUUAGUAGCA